UGUGCAGAGCUUGCCCAAUAUGUCCAAGACACCCCAGCAAAUGAAGGGCUGAGUGCAAAAGCAACACAAAACUACAAAACUGCAGACAACUUGAGGAUGGUGUGCAAAAUUCUCGUGCUUCACCGACAGCGAAACUCAAACGUCUACCUGUCAGACGGCGCACACAGCUGAAUCUGCAAAGACAACAGGACAGAUAACAGCGGCUUGAGAUCCCGACAACAUGCCAUUCAAACCUCCAGAGCAAGCCAGGUGCCCCAAGUGCGGCAAGUCGGUCUACGCGGCCGAGGAGAAGGUUGCUGCCGGCCAAAAAUGGCACAAGUUCUGCUUCAAGUGCGGUUUGUGCAACAAGCUUCUAGAGAGCACCAACGUGGCGGAGCACGAGGGCGAGCUGUUCUGCAAGGUGUGCCACGGCCGUAAGUACGGUCCCAAGGGCUACGGCUUCGGCGGCGGUGCCGGCGCUCUGGGGAUGGACAAGGGAGAGCGAUUCGGCAACGUGGAGUGCGAAAUGGACACCAAGCCCAGGGAGCAGGUGGUUGGUGCGGGCGCCAGCAGCAGCACGGGCCCCAAGUGUCCUCGCUGCGGCAAGACUGUGUACGACGCCGAGCGCGCCAUCGGCAGCACUGUGCCAUGGCACAAGAGCUGCUUCAACUGCAAAAACUGCCACAAGUCCCUGGACUCCACCACCAUGGCCGCACACGAGAAUGAGGUGUACUGCAAAACUUGCUAUGGCAAAAACUUCGGACCAAAAGGAUUCGGUUUCGGCCAGGGGGCUGGGACCCUGAGCAUGGGCUGAGCCAAGUCAUGUCAUCAGAUGUCGUCAGAUGUCAGACAUGGUCUGUUGACUGUGGCAGUGUCUUGCGUCCACAAUAUGCUAAUGCACCUCCUCUCGCUUCGUAUCUGCGCCACAGUGUCGUACGAUCAUGUGUACAGUAAAUAAGUCUGUUUACGAGGCCAUCGCCACGUGUGAGUAUUUCGUAGCUGGUAUAUCAACACUCGCUUCAAGUUAUCAUGGUAUGGAAAAAUAAUGAAAAUAAAAAGUAAUUUGUUCUGUGUGUACAUUUUCGUCUAUAAAAUUCUCAACCAUAAGCUAUGAGGGGGAGAUAAAUACUUGUACCGUGUAUUUCGAGUAUACUGCACGCUUACACAAGGGAGACUUUCAUUCUUUCUUUUCUACAUAUUGUGACAAAAAUAUCCUCGCCAUCAUAUUGUUUGAUUAACAAUGAUAGUUUCCAGUCAUAAUCUUUCAUUAGACUUUGACUUUCCUUCCAUUGAUGCCAUCCGUGUUUGUAGUCAUCCAUGUAGAGAACUUACAUUCUGAGGCCAUAAUUGUUUCCAAAUCCCAGGCAAUUCACAUGCAUGCAACCUUUUGUUAUCUUCCAUUUUUUCACUGUUGAAAACCUUCCUAUGUUAGAUGCUGCAGAUGCCUAUAACAUCCCGGUUAUCUUAACGUAUUUCCACGGUUUGUGUAAACCCCCAAUAAAUAUUUACCUGCCAUCUGGCAA
Molecule: messenger RNA, 1502 nt
Organism: Pomacea canaliculata
Lineage: Eukaryota; Metazoa; Mollusca; Gastropoda; Architaenioglossa; Ampullariidae
Product: cysteine and glycine-rich protein 2-like
Exons: 6
Coding region: 221-793 (190 amino acids)
Biological process (GO): sarcomere organization; muscle tissue development
Cellular component (GO): Z disc; nucleus; cytoplasm
Molecular function (GO): structural constituent of muscle; actinin binding
Source: RefSeq, a predicted model, not a curated record